This is a messenger RNA of Myotis myotis, 1184 nucleotides long. It is a transcript of the gene GSX1, whose product is annotated as GS homeobox 1. Gene Ontology annotation, biological process: regulation of DNA-templated transcription. Gene Ontology annotation, cellular component: nucleus. Lineage: Eukaryota; Metazoa; Chordata; Mammalia; Chiroptera; Vespertilionidae. The coding region runs from base 1 to 795 and encodes 264 amino acids. Gene Ontology annotation, molecular function: DNA-binding transcription factor activity, RNA polymerase II-specific; sequence-specific double-stranded DNA binding. The transcript has 2 exons. The record is from RefSeq and is a predicted model, not a curated record.
AUGCCGCGCUCCUUUCUGGUGGACUCGCUAGUACUGCGCGAGGCGGCUGAGAAGAAGGCGCCCGAGGGCAGCCCGCCGCCGCUCUUUCCCUAUGCGGUGCCUCCGCCUCACGCCCUGCACGGCUUCUCGUCCGGCGCCUGCCACGCGCGCAAGGCCGGGCUGCUGUGCGUGUGCCCGCUCUGCGUCACCGCCUCGCAGCUGCACGGGCCCCCCGGGCCGCCCACGCUGCCUCUGCUCAAGGCGUCCUUCCCGCCUUUCGGCUCGCAGUACUGCCACGCACCCCUGGGCCGCCAGCACUCAGCCGUGUCGCCCGGGGUUGCUCACGGCUCGGCCGCCGCCGCUGCCGCCGCCGCCGCGCUCUACCAGACCUCCUAUCCGCUGCCCGACCCCCGGCAGUUCCACUGCAUCUCCGUGGACAGCAGCUCAAACCAGCUGCCCAGCAGCAAGAGGAUGCGCACCGCCUUCACCAGCACGCAGCUGCUGGAGCUGGAGCGCGAGUUCGCCUCUAACAUGUACCUGUCCCGCCUGCGCCGCAUCGAGAUCGCGACCUACCUGAAUCUGUCUGAGAAGCAGGUGAAGAUCUGGUUUCAGAAUCGCAGGGUGAAGCACAAGAAGGAGGGCAAAGGCAGCAACCACCGUGGCGGUGGCGGGAACGCCGGUGCCGGCGGGGGCGCACCGCAAGGUUGCAAGUGCGCGUCACUGUCCUCAGCCAAGUGCUCGGAGGAUGACGAAGAAUUGCCCAUGUCUCCGUCUUCUUCGGGGAAAGACGACCGGGAUCUCACGGUCACUCCCUAGACGUGUGACUCCCCAGGUCUCCUACCCCAGGCCCUUCGUAAGCCUCAAAGACGGAUCCUCGGACGCCGCGGCCAAAUGGCGACCGCGCACGGAUUUGGCAACGCUUUGCAGAGGCCUCCGGCCCUGAGAGCUUGGCAGAGACACUGGUAUCCCCAUCCCAGGGCCCGUGGCAAUUCACAAUGGACUCCAAGCAGUGAACACUGCAAGAGCCCGAGUCCUUCUCAGCCACGCGGCAUAGCGGCCUCCGCAGGCACGCAGCCCGCCCAGCGCCUUGCUGGCCUUCAGCACCUCCUCGCCUGCCCUCUCUGAAUUGGUUCAGGGCUCCUCGCUUCCUCUACUCUCCCCCAACCUGGGUCAAGCCCAGCCUUUCACCCCUAGGAUGUCUGUUC